AGGACAACGUCUCAGAGGGAAGACGAGGCACUUGAACCCAAUGUCACAAACGAAACGAAUGCGACUGAUGGAAGUUUGAUGGUUGCCUCAACCAGCAGCCCAAGCACAACGGCGCUUGAAACAAGCUCGAGUGCAACCUUGGUCCAAAGCUCAACUUCAGCAGAGUGGGUCGUAGUAGAGGGAGUUGUUUCGUUCGCACAAGAUGGUGUAAGUCAAUCCGCUGCCGAAAUGGCGGUUGCCUCUGCGCUGUCACGGGCCACAGGCCUCUUGGAAAGCCGCAUUCGAAGCAGUGCCCAAGCCUAUGCAAAACUGCGGCGCUUGAGUGGUAUUUGGAGGGUCAACUUUGAGAUUGACACGCUUCCUAGCGAAGAAGCUGUGGUGAUGACGAAACUGCAGCAGCUGAAGAACUCAGAAGAUUUUGCUGACAAGCUGAAGGAGGAGCUGGAACUUCGAGGUGGUCAGCCAGGAGCAAAUUUCAAUGUCAGCUUGGACCUUCUAUCCCAAGAUCAGGGCACCAAUGAGGGAGGUGAUUCUUCGGAGAUCAUCAUCAUCGUGGCAGCUGUGAUCGCUUGUUUGGUCAUGUUGGCUGCCUUGGUGUGGAAACUUUGCACCGGUCGGAAGGAGUCGGAUGAGUUGCUGGAAAAGAAGGAAGAUGUGACGGAAGAUUCAAUGCCUCCGCUGAUUGAGAUGGAUGGAGCUGGAAAUGCUGGUGCUGGAUACGCCAAUGGUUUAGAUGGCGACGCAGCUCUGCCAGAGCCGAACUCCUUGGCAGUUGGUGUAGGUUCCGCUUGGGGUGGUCAGCUGAGUUUCUUUCCCGCUGGGGGACCCGAAAGGGAGCUCUCCGACCCGCCACUGCCACCUCCGGCGGACUCUCCACCGGCACACGCCAUGUGUAGUGAGGUGCCAGAGAUGCCCAAUCCCAUCACACUGACUGACGUCCAUCCCGAAGUUGGCGGAAGGCCACAGGCACAAUGGACAUUGGUUGAUCAACAGCUGAACCAGACGCUGUGUCAAACCCUAAGCCCCAGCUGCUGGACCGGCAGUUUGGUUUGGACGGAGCUUCCCCAUGUUCGUCAGACGGUGCCGUUGCCGCUGAGUAAGGAGUACAAGCUGAAUUUCCAACGGGCAGGCAGGCUAGCUGGACAUUGCUACGACACUUCAUCUCAGUACAAAAUCACGGGCAAGCAUCGAGAGUCUGGUGAACUUACUUGGCGAGAGGUUCCACAGUCUUCUGCUGGCAUGGCCAUCGAAUGUCAAGGGCACUUGCAGAUGCGUGAGCUCCAGGGGGCGACGAAGUGCAGUUCUCUCGAAAUCGUGGGGGUUUUCAGCGCCGUCUCCACAUCAAUAUCUGCUAGACAUCUUGGAAGUGGACGCUUCACUCUCACUACUUCUGUGCAGCCAACGUCUUUUGGGAACACUCAUGACUCCUUAUGAUUUUCCGUUGAUUAAUUUUGCAGAGUUCAAUUGACCAUCAAUUGACCUCCUGCAGUGUUUGCACCCUUGCCAGUUAAUGCUUGGAAAUCUCUGUGUGGUUUGACACUGUACAGUUUAGGAGUAGUUUAGGUAGCUGGUAGCUGCAUAUCUGCAGCCCUAGACAGAGAGGUUCGGAUCGAGCACCAAAUCUUCAGUGCAACAUGUGAC
This is a messenger RNA of Cladocopium goreaui, 1641 nucleotides long. The record is from the annotation of a GenBank genome assembly. Lineage: Eukaryota; Dinophyceae; Suessiales; Symbiodiniaceae.